Molecule: messenger RNA, 4027 nt
Organism: Chaetomium fimeti
Lineage: Eukaryota; Fungi; Ascomycota; Sordariomycetes; Sordariales; Chaetomiaceae
Product: armadillo-type protein
Exons: 3
Coding region: 413-3583 (1056 amino acids)
Molecular function (GO): translation elongation factor activity; ATP hydrolysis activity; ATP binding
Source: RefSeq, a predicted model, not a curated record
UGGGGCAACUGUUUUUGGGCUGACGGAGGGCUGUGCACACCACAGCGUAUCUUUUUUUUAAAUACCUUACCUGCCACACCCACCACGCAGAAUCCUCCCUCCUUCCUGCUCCCUCAGGUCUCCUUCCUCCAUCUUCUUUCUUUUCCGACUGUUUCGUUCCACGAGAACGCUCCUUGUCCAAUCUUUAUUUCUUGUGACUUCUAUCUAGAAGGGCCAAGAUAGAGUAGACGUUUCGAUUCUCCGUCGAAAUUCUACAGGCUCGUCCUCACAACCCACCACUUCAAAAAAUACCCAAUAGACCCGAUCUCGCAUCUCCGGGUAGACGGUGGGAUUAGUUUCCUUCUCGGGUCGCGAAACUCAUAGACUUCCGGUCUCCUUUCGAAGCGUAUUAUUUCGACAUCUAUCCGCCAUCAUGCCUGCCGCUUCUGAGAACGCCCAGAGCGUCAAGGUUCUCGACGAGCUGAUGCAGAAGCUUACCAUCUCCAAGGAGGCCGAUGCUAUCAAGGAGUCUGCCGGCGCACUCGCCACCUUCAUCAACGGCCGCAUCGAGGACCUCGAGACCCCCACCAGGACCGUCGAGGCUCUCAAGAAGCAGCUCGCGAACAAGAAGGAUGCUGCCGCCCGUGAGAAGGCCCUGCUCGCCGUCCAGGCGAUCGCCCAACAUUCCGAGGUCUCCGCCAGCGUCGAGCCCUACCUCGUCGCUCUCCUCCCCGCCGUCCUAGCGGGUGCUGGUGACAAGAUCACCGCUGUCAAGAAUGCCGCUAUCGCAGCUUCCCUCGCCAUCGCCGAGGCGGUAAACCCUAAUGCGAUCAAGGCUACCCUCCCAGCCCUGAUCGACUCCCUGAGGAACGCCCAGAAGUGGCCCGAGAAGAUGACGGUGCUCGACUUCAUCGACACCCUCGUCCGGACAUGUCCCUCCCAGACGUCGCUUCUUGUCCCCAACCUGAUCCCUGUCGUGUCCGAGGCUAUGUGGGACACCAAGAAGGAAGUCAAGGACCGGGCUUACAAGACGAUGGAGAAGGUCUGCCAGCUCAUCGUCAACCGCGAUAUCGAGCGCUUCAUCCCCGAGCUCAUCAAGUGUGUCGCCAAGCCGGAGAACGUCCCCGAGACGGUGCACUUGCUUGGUGCCACUACUUUCGUCACCGAGGUCCAGGAACCCACCCUGGCCCUGAUGGUCCCCCUGCUGGAUCGUGGUCUCGCCGAGCGCGAGACUGCGAUCAAGCGUAAGGCUGCGGUUAUUGUCGACAACAUGUGCAAGCUCGUCGAUGACCCCAACAUCGUCGCCCCUUUCUUGCCCAAGAUGAUGCCCGGCCUGCAGAAGAACUACGACAACCUCGCUGACCCCGAGGCUCGUGAAAAGACCAAGCAGGCCCUCGACACCUUGGUCCGUGUUGGCAACGUUGUCGAUGGCAAGAUUCCCGAGGCGCGCAACCACGGCGACAUCUCUACCAUCAUGGGCCACUUAAAGGAGAUCCUUACCGGCAAGCACGCUGCUGCCUUUGAGAAGUUCGCCCCUGUUCUGGAGUACGCUUCCGCUAUCGCUGGCCAGCUCGUUGACGAAAAGGCCACCGACGCUUCUUCCUGGGCCGAGAGCGUGAAGCCUUACAUCACCGUUGUUGUCGGCGAUUCUGAGGCCGAUGGCGUCGUCGACGCCCUCCGUAAGCGGGCCAUCCCCGGCGCCGCCGACGCUGACGCCGUCGAGGACGACGAGGAAGAGGGAGAGGACCUGUGCAAUUGCACAUUCUCUCUCGCUUACGGCGCAAAGAUCUUGCUCAACCAGACCAGCCUGCGUCUCAAGCGCGGCCAGCGGUACGGCCUGUGCGGCCCCAACGGUUCUGGCAAGUCCACCCUGAUGCGUGCCAUCAACAACGAGCAGGUGGAGGGCUUCCCCAAGCAAAGCGAGGUCAAGACCGUCUUCGUCGAGCACGACCUGGAUGCUGCUGAUACCGAGAUGACCACCAUCGACUGGACGAUGAAGAAGUUGAACGAGGCCGGCGUCACGACGACAAAGGAAGAUGUCAUCAAGCAGCUCAACGACUUCGGCUUCAACGACGAGAUGGUCCAGGGUGAGAUCACUGCCCUCUCUGGUGGUUGGAAGAUGAAGCUUGCGCUGUGCCGUGCUGUCUUCGAGGCUCCCGAUAUUCUCCUGCUCGACGAGCCAACUAACCAUCUUGACGUGGUCAACGUGGCGUGGCUCGAGGAGUACCUCAAGACCUCUAAGUGCACCUCCAUCAUUGUCUCUCACGACAGUGGGUUCCUCGACAAUGUCUGCCAGCACAUUGUUCACUACGAGCGCUUCAAGCUCAAGCGCUACAAGGGCAAUCUCAAGGACUUCGUCCGCCGUGUCCCAUCGGCCAAGUCUUACUACGAGCUUGGCGCCUCCGAGGUCGAGUUCAGGUUCCCGGAGCCCGGUUUCCUCGAGGGUGUCAAGACAAAGGCUAAGGCCAUUCUUCGCGCCACCAACAUGAGCUUCCAAUACCCGGGCACCUCGAAGCCCCAGAUCUUCAACAUUAACUUCCAGUGUUCGCUCGGAUCGCGUAUUGCCGUCAUCGGUGCCAACGGUGCCGGAAAGUCUACCCUGAUCAACGUCCUCACUGGUGAGCUCAUCCCGACUGGCGGUGAGAUCUACCAGCACGAGAACAUCCGCAUCGCCUACAUUAAGCAGCAUGCUUUCGCCCAUAUCGAUAACCACUUGGACAAGACCCCGUCCGAGUACAUCCAGUGGCGUUUCCAGACCGGCGAGGAUCGUGAGACCAUGGACCGUGCCAACAAGAUCAUCACCGAGGCCGAUGAGGAGGCCAUGAACAAGGUCUUCAGGGUUGAGGGUACUCAGCGCCGCAUCCUCGGCAUCCACAGCCGUAGAAAGUUCAAGAACAGCUACGAGUACGAGUGCUCGUUUGCUCUCGGCGAGAACAUCGGCAUGAAGAACGAGCGCUGGGUUCCCAUGAUGACCGCGGACAACGCCUGGUUGCCCCGCAGCGAGCUGCUCGCCUCCCACCAGAAGAUGGUCGCUGAUGUCGACAUGAAGGAGGCCCUCGCCUCUGGUCAGUUCCGUCCUCUGGUCCGCAAGGAGAUCGAGACUCACUGCGCCAACUUCGGCCUCGAUGCCGAGUUGGUUUCCCACUCGCGCAUGCGUGGUCUUUCUGGUGGCCAGCGUGUCAAGGUUGUGCUUUCCGCUUGCUCGUGGCAACGCCCUCAUCUGAUCGUUCUCGACGAGCCGACGAACUAUCUCGAUCGGGACUCCCUCGGCGCCCUGUCCGGCGCUCUCAAGGCCUUUGAGGGUGGCGUGAUUAUCAUCACGCACAGUAAAGAGUUCACCCAGAACCUUACUGAGGAAGUCUGGUCUGUCCGUGAUGGUCAGAUGACGCCCUCGGGUCACAACUGGGUCCAGGGCCAGGGCACCGGUCCCCGGUUGAAGGGCGAUGACGGAGAGGAGGAAGACAAGUUCGAUGCCAUGGGUAACAAGAUUGAGGGGAAUAAGAAGAAGGCGAAGCUUACCAGCUCCGAGGCGCGCAAGAAGAAGAAGGAGCGUAUGGCCCGUCGCAAGCGCGGUGAGGAGGUCUUCAGCGACGAGGAGGACUAAAUGCCUCGCUUUCUGAUCUUUCUCAUGGCUUUAGCGCGACGAUCGGGUAUACAAAAGUUGCUUUCUUUCUUUCUGGUUCGGGGUUGCAUGGUCUGGCCUUAAUGGGAUUAUGUCUUUCAUGUUUAGUCAGGAUGAUCGUAACGCCGCUGAUGCCCGCCGCAAUGUGUCUAUGGCUGGCGAUGGGGAGGACUUGCCGACCCAGGACUGGAGACCCUGGGACGGUUGGUCUGAAUCCUCCAUUGGCCGGACGAGAGGGAAGAUACCACGGAUGUGCGGGCGUUCUCUUAUGGAUAGAGGACAAUAUAGAUGAUGACUAUACCAGUGUUCAUGGAGGUCCUACCGGUGCCUAUGAGUUUGCCGUCAGACAAGUCUUGCUGGAGUCGUGUUCCAAUGGAUGCAGGCUCGUUGUUGUUGGCCGCGAGCGGGAACGAUUGAGAAGUCACC